Molecule: messenger RNA, 7384 nt
Organism: Polypterus senegalus (gray bichir)
Lineage: Eukaryota; Metazoa; Chordata; Cladistia; Polypteriformes; Polypteridae
Gene: rftn2
Product: raftlin family member 2
Exons: 16
Coding region: 128-2344 (738 amino acids)
Molecular function (GO): RNA binding
Source: RefSeq, a predicted model, not a curated record
GCGCCAAAACGAGAAAGGCGAAAGAGCAGGUGGAGAACGGUGGUUUUUGAGUAUAGGUUUUGAAUUUGUUUAAACUGUUCAGUUUUGAACGUUGUCUUGGUUUAUAAUUCUUGCGAGUGGUGCAGGUAUGGAGAGAGAAAAUACGCAAAUGGACAGCCACGCACAGACCAGCUCUUUUUCUUCCUCUCCCUGUGCUGAUUCUUCAGAAUCACCAAUCUGCCAUAAUCCCAACUCUGCUCCACGCUAUGGUACUGUGAUUCCCAAUCGCAUCUUUGUUGGUGGCUUUGACUUAAAAACCACUGAACAGGAUUUAUACGGAAUUUUCUCUGAGCAUGGAGUUGUUAAAGAAGUGAAAAUCGUGAACGACAGGGCUGGAAUCCCUAAAGGGUAUGGGUUUGUAACAUUUGAGACAAACGAAGAUGCCCAGCGAAUUCUUACAGAUAUUGAUGAGCUUCAUUUUAGGGGCAGAAAACUGAAUAUUGCCCAGGCCAUACGUAAGCAACAAGUGGGAAUUCAGUGCUGUUGUCCUGAUGACAAUGUUUCUUUCUUAGGUUCAAAUGAAAGUUUAGUUCCUUCUGGCUCAAGCACCAUGUACAUGACCACCUCAAAUGGAUAUCCCUACACUUACCACAAUGGAAUGGCCUACUUUCCCACCCCUGAAACAGCCACAGUAACUCAUAUCUGGCCUGUUCCUGUGCCCACACUACCUAUAUAUUACUUUCAGACUUCAGAUACUGCCUACCAGUCUAUGGAAAGAGCACAAGAUUGUGCCCCUGCAGCCUCUGCUGUGCCAGGGUUAGAUACCAUUGGACCUGAGGACUCAUUUGACGUGGCAGUGGCAGAUUUCGCGGAGCUGCGGACGGACAACCCAAUUCCUGGACGUUCUCCCCACGUCCCGUUGUGCUGCCAGCGGAUUCAUGAGAGACCGGGGCCGUUAGCCGUAAUGGGGUGCGGACUCAGGAAACUGGAGGACCCGGACGACAGCAGCCCAGGGAAGAUCUACUCCACUCUGAAAAGAGCGCAAGUUGAGACUAAAAGCGACGCCGUCUACGAGUAUACCCUGCUGGACUUCUCUCUGGAGGGUUCAACAAACCCUGAAAUAAUUCGAAUCAGUUCUCUGCGAGAUAUAACGUGUGAGCUUGAGCAGCAUUACAGGAAGGGGUUUGUACUUGCUACUCUUCAUCCAGUCGUCCUGUCUGUAGGUCGAAAGCGACAGCUUCCGCUCAGUCUUCUGUAUCGGGCUGUACUGUCACGGCGCAGACCCAGCUCAAAAUAUGCUGCCUCUGCAGGUCCAGGUACUCCACGAUUGCUGAUAGAGGAAUGGCCACUUCCUGGUGAGACCCUUACAAGUGAAGUGGUCAGUUGUCUUCUUGACAAGGUCAAUAUAUGUGGCCAGCGUGGAAUGAGGUUCCUUGGCUUUGUGCCGCAGCAAAGCAAGGGUACAUCACAGACAUGCAAUGGAGGUGUACCAAGCCCUAAGCCAAGUAGUCGUGGGUCACCAAAUGGUCAGUCUUCUGAGAGUGGUAUUGAGGAUGACCCUCUGCAGGAGAAUGGUGCCAUUCUGGAGGGAGGUUUAAGCGGACGCACAUUAAACAGGACUGAUGAUACAAGACUCUUUGCUCUUUUCCACAUUUGGGACACUGGCUACCCUGCCUGGACAGCUCCUGAUGAAGACCACCCUCGUUGGACCUACCAUCAAGGGGCACUCUCUAUGAAGGUCACAAGGAAGGGGCAGAUGAUCAGUGGAUUGGAAGCAGAUUGGCUGGAGCUCACUACAUCAUACUACAAGAAAGGCUGGUCCUUAAUUGACUCAUUUGUGUACUGGGAAACCAGGAAGGGGGAGCCGGUACCUCGCUCUCUAGAGGGUCUGUUUGUGUAUGAAGAAGGCCGAGGCUGUAAUGAGCCAACUCAGGGCAAUGACACCAUUGUAGUGGAGCAGUGGACUGUCAUUGAGGGUUCCGAGGUGAAGACGGAUUACGGCCCAUUGAUACACACCCUGGCAGAGUUUGGUUGGUUGCUCACAUCUGUGCUUCCCACGCCCAUCAUCCGGCAUGACAGUGAUGGAAACCUGUGCACCAAACAGGUGGUGUUUUUGCAGAGGCCAGUGGGAGGCAGCUCUUCUGAGCCCAGGCCAUUGAGGCAAGAGAAACUUGCAAGUCAGUCUCCACACCCUGAAGUUAGCCCACAUACGGUGAGCCGAGGCGUGGGUGGAGCCAGUCGAGAUGUCUUUGGUGCAGGUGACGGGGACUUCUCCAGCUUUGGUGGUUAUCCUAACAUGCUGAAGGACUUGGAAGAAGUAGGCUAUGAGCAGGAAGAAGGAGCCUCUGAGGUCACCUGUAUGUGAGCUCUUUCACAACUGCAAAGGAAAUAUCACACAAUGGGAGCGAAGGACCAAAACUGGAAAUUUGUUUAUUUACAACGAUGGGCACACUGGACACUUACAGUAACUUUGCCAUCCCGAAACUCCUCUUAGUAUGCGAUGGAUCUGGAGAAGCAGGCACCUGCUGUUUACGCUCGGUGCCUUCAAGUAUCUGCAGUUGUCCUCCUCCUCCACCUCUUGCCUCUUUAAAGGACGUUUCUGUUUUUCUCAUAACUUUCACAAGUUGGCUUUGUUUAUAACGACACCAGCACUCUGAUUCCUGUCAUUCUUGAAAAUCUCAAGUCUUCCUCGAUCUGAAGCACUGGGCACCUACAUAGAUUUGUAGUGUGUGUGUUGUGUAUGUGGGUACUUGACGAGGGUGGCCAGGUCAGUGCUUUAGGACACAGCUCUGAAAUGUUGAUUGCAACAUGGAGUCCUGUACCUGCCAGCUGGCUCCUCAAAGUGGGGUCCAUGGAGAAAACAUGGGUCGUGAUGACUGGAGCAUAUGGAGUGUGCUGCCUGAACACUUUAGUUCAAAUUGAAAAUUUGAGUGUCUUUGAGUUGGGUUUUUUUAUAUUAACCACAAAUCCAUUUCUGAAUCCAUUCAUGGCCUCCACAUAAUGUAGUUUGGGGUCUUGGGGACCUGGAAGUGGUGGGCACAAGGCAGGAACCAUCACUUGACAGUGUCAGCCCUUCACAGGGCAUAAUUACUGUAAAUAAAGAACUAAAUCCGAUCUUGUCAAGCAAAAUGUACAAAGUAACGCCUGGCAGCCAACCUGACAGCACUCCUGGAUCUUCAAAGAGCCGGGCAAUCUGUGACUUUCCUCUUUGUUCAAGAUGGAGUCCCGCAUAUUAUAAAUGGCCAUGAAGCUUUUCCUCAAUUGAAAGUUAUAAACGCGACACACACAGUGGGGCUUUUUAUUCACGCUUGGUGAAGUCAGAGGCCGUCAGUCUGCUUGGCCAUCCUCUGUUUUUGCCUUCAUAGUUUGGGGGUGAAGCGGUGGUCUUAUGAUUGCUACGUUUGGUAUAACUGUCAUUGUUCCAGUUGUUCAGUUCAGUCUGCUCUUACAGUCCACACUAACAGGGCUACAACUGAAAAUAUAUCGAGAAACUGUCACGUGACUAGAUGCUGACUACAGUCUCCUCUUUAUUGUGGAUAUCUUCAUUAAAGCAGGCCAGGAUUUAACGGUAUGUAUUUUGGCAGGACCCCCAGUCUGUGUUUGUGUUCGUUUGUAACCUUGAAAAGCUCUUGGAUUUCAUUUUCUGUUUUUACCUCAUUCUUUAGGCAUUUUGAUUUAGCUCGGGUUUGCUCUGAGAGUUAACGUCGUUCUUGGUUGACAGACCACAUAGCCCCCCAUAGAAAAGAUUUAUGCAUUUUUCGUGGACAACACAGGUUGAGAAAUCCAUCUGAAAACACCAGUGUGCAGGAAAAACGGCAUUUUCAAAUGUAUCUGUGUUCGUGUGGACGAAGCUUAAGUUGGGAGGCUCGGGCUUGAUGUCGAUAAUUUAGAUGACACUCGCGUUCUUGGCUAAUAUUAUGUGCUUUUUAAAUGUAUUUUAUUUUUUUUCUUUGUUUGAUUUGUUGUUUUGUUACAGAGAAUCUUGGGCACCGUUAGUGUUGGUAUUGGAUUGCCCUGUGACUUCUGACCACCACCACUGACGUGCUUGUUAAGGGUGACUUGCUCAGAUGGAAAGACGUAGGCCGCACAGUGACGAAGGGCCGGCUUUCUGAAAAUGUGUAGAAUUUCAAAAGGUAGUAUCUGAGAAAAUGAAACACAGUGCAGCCACUUUUCUGAAGCUCUCACUCAUAUCUUAGGCAGUGCCAGAGGGAGCUGGGGGGGCCAGCAUGAGGAUUCAGGGCAGUGUGGGUGCCAGGUCAGGAUAUUAGAAUCGGGACAGAACCGCUUUUAAUGCAGAAUACCUCCAUGUGCCCACUCGCUGUUAAUGACUGAAGGUCCAUUGGCAGAGUGUUGAGAGCCACUUGUAUGAUAACCCCUUGGUUUGGGUUUCAAAUCCUCCAGCAUUAGGGCUGUGAAAUUGUACAAACACUAGAGUCUGAAUAGUUAAAAUACGUAAAUAAUAAUGCAAUUAUGUUAAAAAUUCUAAGUGCUACUCCAUGUACAUUUAAUGUGCCUUUGUGCUUCAUUGUUGUUCUUUUUUUUUUUUGCUGGUGGUGCUUCUAUAAAAAGUGCAGCGCUUAUGACUUGUGAUGGGAAGUGACACGAGCAGAGCCUGUAGUUAGAAAGCCAAAGAAAACCACUCGGGAUUACGUAAACACGUUAAACGCAGGGCCUCCUCCAGCCCUGUGCUCCGCUGUGCCCCUUUCUGUUCCUUGGCUUCUAAAGAUGUGAAUUGUGUGCCCAUUUGUAUUUUCAAUUAGUCGAGUUGAAUCAAUUUGUGUUUCACAAAAGAAGAUGCUGAAUGUAUAAAAUGUUGCAUUGUAACAAUCUAAACCACAUUAUGGUUUUUAUUUGGCAAACAGCAACUUGAAAAUUCAGCUAAAUUUUUUUUUUUUUUUAAAGUACACAGCAAAACUUUAAAAUAAAUCACAAGAAGUGAAAGUUAUAUUUUAACAAUGAAAAAAGCUUGUGGAAGGUACAGUAGAUCAAGUGUGUGGAGCAGCCUGAUUGGAUAUGUUUGUAGAUAGGGGCAUCAGUGGGCAAAGAAUAACAUACACGAGUAAAUGCGAUUAUUUUCAUAUUUUAUAUAUUCAUAUUUUCAUGCAGUCAAAGUAUAAACACAUGUAACCUUAACACUUAAUUCCUGAAACAAAGUAAAAAUGAAAAAUAUGAGUCAAACCAGCAGCCUCUAAGAGUCGCAUGUUGGCUGAGGUCAGUUUUCCCAAUACUGAAAAUCCUCUUUAAAAUGGCAAUGUUAAAGCUGUUAUAAUAAUAAAACAAAAGGAAAACCAGAAAUAUGGCAGUUAUUUCCCAUUAUAUUUAAUGAGAAAGGAAGCCAUCUUUUGUUUGCUGCACUGAAUGCUUAGGGCAGCACGGUGGCACAGUGGGUAGCACUGCUGCCUCGCAGUUAAGACCACCAGACUUUGCUUCCCCGUGUCUGCGUGGGUUUCCAGGUCAGGUGCCCUGGUGUGUGCUGGGUAUGUGUGUGAGCACUGCGGUGUGCUGGCGCCCUACCUGGGAUUUGUUCCUGCCUUGUGCCCUGUGCUGGCUGGGAUUGGCCCCAGCAGACCCUCGUGACCCUAUGUUAGGAUAUAGCAGGUUGGACAAUGACUGACUGCUGACUGACUGCUUAACAGUUUUAACAUAAAUUGGGGAUCUCAGAUUCAAGAGCAGGAUCAGGAGCAAAACAACACUGCAGUGGUGCUUCAAAUCACUUGUUAGCACUCCCAUUAACGAAAGAGGCAGAGCAAUACAAAAACCUGGCCAUUUUAGGAAUGCCAAUAUAAACUAACAAAUAAAAAUGGUAAAACCCUGAUUGUGGAAAUGAUAAGCAAAUCACAUCAAAAAUACCAAAGUAUUGCAGCUGGAGCAGCAAAACCGAGUGUCCGAUUUGCCUUUGAUGAGGAAUUUCUUCAUAAGAUUUGAAUGAGGUUCUCUACGUGAUAUCCAUUCUGACCGCCCCGUGUGUCUUUGGAUGUCCAGUUUCUUAUCACCGUUGACUUUUGCCCAGCAGGAUCUUCACUUCUGUCCCAACCAGUGAUCCUAAUUUUUAGUUGUCCAAUGCGGUUUGUGGGCCGUGCUCUGGGUGACCAAGUGCUGCAGCUCCUUCCACUGUUUGCAGCCUUCCUUUACAAAUGGCUGCCACUCCUACUGAGGUGACGGUGCACUUGCAGUGGGGACCCUCUUUUCCCACAAGUGGUGCCAUAUUUAGAGAGCACUCUGAGAUACGUACCUCUUGGUGAAGUGCACCCAGUUUAGACUGAAAUGCCAGAAGAACUCAAGCCCACAAGGCCAGUUUAGAGACUUGUGAGGAAGGUAUUGGACUGUGGGAGGUCCUCAUAUGAAGAGGUGCAGAACACAGGCGGCCAGCCCUGGACUUGAUCCCAGAUGCCGCUGUGGCUGCUCUGUUGGCUCUUGUGCUGCUGGCAUGUGGAAGAGUCAAACUGAAAGAUGGAGUUGGCUGAAUUGGUUUGCCACUCCUUAUUAAGUUGUGGUGCCUGCACGCCAUUUGACAAAAUAAAAAACGGAUACAGGCAACAUUUAAACAUCCCAUCCCAGUACAUCUCAAAUAUAAAGUGUGCCAGGUGUUGGCAGAUUUCCAUGAGCCGUAGAAUACGUGAUAUCUGGGAAGUGGGUGUGUAUUCAUUGACGGUCAGUGAAGAAAGUAGAACUAUGGUGGCCUCUGGUACACUUGGCAGCCUUAGCUUCAGUGCUAUUUCCUCCCCCUGGACUGUGGCAUUGCCCUCCAGUGUGACCCCCCACUCAGAUUGUAUGUCCAACUGAGGCUCCUACUUACAGAAUUUUUUUUUUUAUUUUAUUUAGGUUGCUUAUUCGUUUUAGGUUGCAUCUUUCCAGGAUGCGACGUUGAUGUCACUGAUCAGUAGAACAUUCACUCACAUGCUCCACCACCACUCUUGGUGUUUAUCGUCUGUUAAUUCUUGCAGACACAUCUCCACUCCCCUUCCUCAUAUGGCCGCUCCUUGUGUGAAUGUUGUCGCUGUGUUGGCUCCACAGACCUUUUCUAAAUGGAGGCCCAGGCUGCUGAACACGACACCUGCAGAUGUCAAGCUGCCCGGCUUUCUUGGUUUGUUCGAAGGCUCAAACCUCAGCUGUUAAUUUUGUAAAUAGACGUUUUACUCCAAAAUGCUUCCUUAUUUGACAAGCAUUUAGAUUUAAUAUAACGGCUGGCGCCUCGCAGCGCAAAAAUCUUUGAAGGUACAAAAGCGUUUGAGUGUCGUGUGAGUUGUGCAGGCCGGCCAGUGCCGACUUGCACAAACCACAGCUUCAGGGUGUUUUAUCUCACCAUAACCUUUUGUCUUUUUACAGUAUUGUUUUUCUGUUAACCCAGUUUUUAUUUCAUACUUUACAUGUUUGUUAAUAAAACGGUCUAAUACAGCACACGCCA